Messenger RNA from Tripterygium wilfordii, 1089 nucleotides. RefSeq names its product protein LIGHT-DEPENDENT SHORT HYPOCOTYLS 7-like. Bases 131 to 688 code for a protein of 185 amino acids. The record is from RefSeq and is a predicted model, not a curated record. Gene Ontology annotation, cellular component: nucleus. NCBI's taxonomy places the organism in Eukaryota, Viridiplantae, Streptophyta, Magnoliopsida, Celastrales, Celastraceae. Gene Ontology annotation, biological process: mRNA transcription; response to light stimulus. The transcript is spliced from 3 exons.
CUCUUCAUUUGUCUCAUUAUGUGAUAUCCACUCUCUUCUCUCAAGUUUUUCUACCCUCUGAAAAUUUUCUCUCCCCUUCCCAGCUCUCUCAAAAGAUUCUUUUCCUUCUCUCUUUCUCGAGAAAACUAUUAUGAUGUCAAGUAGUAACAAAGGAAAGGAAAUAGCACAGGGUUCAUCAAGAUCAAUCACUACUCCUGGUAGUGCUAAUAUUGAUCAUAGUAACCAAAACCCUCCUGUCUUGAGCCGGUAUGAGUCACAAAAGAGGAGAGAUUGGAACACUUUUGGUCAAUACUUGAGGAAUCAACGGCCUCCGAUGGCUCUAUCGCAGUGUAGCUCGAACAACGUGCUUGAAUUUCUCCGGUACCUCGAUCAAUUCGGCAAAACUAAGGUGCACAUACAAGGGUGUAUGUUUUUUGGUCAGCCUGAUCCACAAGGACCUUGCACUUGCCCUCUUAAGCAAGCUUGGGGUAGCCUUGAUGCCCUAAUCGGACGGCUUAGGGCAGCUUACGAGGAAAACGAGGGAUCACCGGAGACUAAUCCGUUUGCUAAUGGUGCUAUUAGGGUGUAUUUGAAAGAAGUUAGGGAUUCUCAAGCUAAGGCUAGAGGGAUUCCUUAUAAGAAGAAAAAGAAGAAGAGAAAUCCUAUCAAGCGUAGUGAUCAAGGGAGCUCAAACUUUGCCAUGCAGUAAUGGGGUUUGGGGAGGGGGUAGAAUUCGAAACCACGACCUAAUGGGUGCUUCAAGAUGUCAGCUUGUAAGUUUGUCAGAUCCAUCCUUAUAUAUAUGUGCCAGAAACCUAUGGUGAUCGAUCUUUCAGGCUUUACAGAUCGAGUAUGACUAGAUUAACUUGCUUUAUAUGAGAGAGAGAGAGAGAUCUAUAUAUAUAUAUAUAUACAUAUGUCAAUUUGCCAAGAUAAAACCCAGCAUGCAGGGCUUUGAAGAGGGUAAGUUCCAUUUUCAUUUAUAAUAUGCUUUCUUGAUAAUUGAAAAGCUUUGAAAUAAUUGAAUUAGUUAGCCACUCUAUUCCAUCCUUAUAUGUGUUGUAAUUUAUAUAUGUUCAAGUUUACUAAAAACCCAUUUGAAAUUGGUUC